Orbilia oligospora ATCC 24927 is the source of this 891-nucleotide messenger RNA. RefSeq lists its product as uncharacterized. The coding region runs from base 1 to 891 and encodes 296 amino acids. The record is from RefSeq and is a predicted model, not a curated record. The transcript has a single exon. Lineage: Eukaryota; Fungi; Ascomycota; Orbiliomycetes; Orbiliales; Orbiliaceae.
AUGUCUCCACAAUCACCCUUCACUGACCGAAAUGCCAGACGGCAAAGAAAUCCCAAUGAAAUUAUGGUUCAUCUACCAAUCGAUAUCCAACUGCUCUUAAUUGAUCACGCGGAUUGGACCCAACUCCCUAAUCUCAUGUGCGUCUGUCAUGUAUGGCGUACCUACAUCCUACGACACGUUAAAACCCGUUUCAUUGCAGACCGGUACACAUACCAACGCCUCCCCCUCAACAUCGGGGCUCGUCCACGAAAUGCACCACAAUGGCAUUUCCAUAAACUUCUAACUUACGUUACCCAUAUCAUCUUCCUCAACGGAAAGUUCAUUUUCGCUCAUCUAGGACCCGAGCAAUUGACAGGGCCGCCACGGUGGUCUGUCGGCCCGUUUUGGCGACGCAGUGGUAUGCUAACGCCUCCGGAAAACGAUGAAUCGAAUGCUAUACCCCAAAUGAGAACCCUCGAUGUUCGAAUAUUCGCCGACGAUCCGGUUAUAAUCCCCCACAAUCUUCCAUGCCCGGUUGUAACCCCAAUCCCUCCCGGAUCAUUGAGGUCUUGUAUUCCAUCUCGACUCCCAUAUUAUACACCAUUCUAUGACGGACCCGGUAUGAUAGAGGAGUAUAAUCUCGAAUUCAAUCGGAUUUUUUAUCCUCCGCCUAUGAUAAGCCCGUCUACGGGGAUGCGGUUGGCAACAUUCCUACUGUUGAGAAAGGUCGGCAUGGCGGCCGGAUGGCCGCCGCUAGUGGAUCGGCUUGGGAGGAGAAGAGGGUUAGUCGAAAUAGAAGCGAUGUAUAGAAUGUGUGGUAAUGGGACUAUGGGGAUUACGUUUAGGAUGAAAUUGGUGAGCUGGGAACACUUGAAUCGGGCGAGCGAGGUUGUUCGGGUGAGGUUCUUGUAG